UGGGGUCAGGUGAUUCUUUUAUAAAACUAGUUUCACACUUAAAAUAAUUAUAUGUAGGGUAACAUGUUUAAUGUUAAAUAUGAAUAUAACAUGGGGUUAACAAGUAACAACCAGUUGACAAAGGCAGCCACAUAUCUUUGUCGAUCUAAUCUUUGAAACAAUUGGAGUCAUUUUUAUCCCAAAGAGGACAAUCAAACAGUUUCGACUAUUGAGGAUUUGGGUCAAACUAAUCAAUCAUUAUAACAUAGGAGAAAUCGGAAUACCCUUUAAAUUACCUAACACAACAUCUCGCUAAACAUAUCUACACCAUAUCUUUUUUGGUCUAAGAAAGAAACCGCCAUGGAAUCCAAAGGAGCAGCUCAGUGGAGCUCGAUUAUAGUUCCUUCUGUUCAGGAGAUGGUUAAGGAAAAGAUGGUCACGACCGUUCCUCCCAGGUAUGUUCGGCCUGAUCAGGACAAGACUGAAGUCACCGAUGGUUCUGGUCUAAAUACCGAGAUCCCAAUCAUUGACAUGAAGCGGUUAUGUUCCUCAACAACCAUGGGCUCUGAGGUUGAGAAGCUCGACUUUGCUUGCAAAGAAUGGGGAUUUUUCCAGCUUGUAAACCAUGGAAUAGAUCCAAGUUUCUUGGACAAAAUAAAGUUGGAGAUUCAAGGUUUCUUCAAUCUUCCCAUGGAAGAAAAGAAGAAGUUUUGGCAGCAACCAAAUGAGAUCGAAGGUUUCGGACAAGCUUUUGUGGUUUCAGAAGAUCAGAAGCUCGAUUGGGCAGAUAUGUUCUACCAUAUUGUGCAACCAAUUGAAGAACGCAAGCCUCACUUGUUCCCCAAGCUACCUCUUCCUUUUAGAGAUACUCUGGAGACGUAUUCUACUGAAGUGCAGAGCAUAGCUAAGAUCUUAAUAGCAAAAAUGGCGAGAGUCCUAGACGUCAAACCAGAGGAAAUGUUAAAGUUGUUUGAUGAUGUUGAUUCGGUCCAGAUGAUGAGGAUGAACUACUACCCACCGUGUCCACAACCUGAUAAGGUUAUCGGACUAUCUCCUCAUUCAGAUCCAAACGGACUCACCAUACUGUUGCAGGUUAAUGAAGUUGAAGGUCUCCAAAUCAAGAAAGAUGGGAAAUGGGUUCCUGUUAAACCUCUCCCAAAUUCUUUCAUUGUCAACAUAGGAGACGUCAUAGAGAUCAUAACAAAUGGGACAUAUCGAAGCAUCGAGCAUCGAGGAGUUGUGAACUCAGAGAAAGAGAGGCUCUCUAUUGCGACGUUUCACAACCCUGGAAUGUAUAAAGAAGUUGGUCCAGCACAAAGCCUCGUUGAAAGGCAGAAGGUUAGAAAAUUCAAAAGUCUGACCAUGAAAGAGUAUAUGGAUGGCGUGUUCUCUCGUACACUCGACGGAAAAGCUUAUCUCGAUGCUUUGAAAAUAUAAAGAAAGUAAUGCCUUGCGUCCUAAGAAACUCUACCAUAAAUAUAUACUCUGUUUCUCUUCGUGUGUUUUCUUGAUUGCUGCAAUAAACAAAUCUAUAUGAACUUAUAAUAAGAAUGCUUCUACGUAUUGCUAUAAUAAGAUGAAUGUACGUUUCCGUUUCUUAA
Messenger RNA from Brassica napus (rape), 1580 nucleotides. Its product is annotated as protein SRG1. The transcript has 4 exons. The record is from RefSeq and is a predicted model, not a curated record. NCBI's taxonomy places the organism in Eukaryota, Viridiplantae, Streptophyta, Magnoliopsida, Brassicales, Brassicaceae. Bases 340 to 1416 code for a protein of 358 amino acids.